AGUUCUGUUAUUCUGCAGGGUCUACCGACAGGGACGAAACAUUUUUGACAGAUUCACAGUUAACUUGGCCGACAAGUGCAUACUGCAAAGAAAUCGCCCAAAACAAGAGAAGGAAGACAGCGCAAAUUAUUCUAAUUCUUGUUCAGGCGAAAUUUUUGGAUGAAGGCACGCGGGUUCAGUUUUUUGUUGUCAGUUAUAAUUUGGGUGCCAUACACUUAUAAAUCGGAGUUCGUCAAACGCCAUAGAUGGCAGAAAGUCGUACUUCUUUCUCGAUUAAUGACAUAUUAACCCGAGGACGCGAGUCUCAGUUUACUAGUCCUGUCACCAGAAGAAACCCACAUUUAUGUGUACUUGAUAAAUCUGAUCUACAGAUGAAACCUGUAAGCAGGAAGGAGGGAUGGAACCAUGUCUCCCCCAAGGAUUACAGUGAACAGAAAAAGCGGAUUCGGUUUGAGGUGAAGUCGAACAUUCAGAGUACAAGGAUCAUGGCAGGACAAUGCAAGCAGUACGUCCGACACAGCUCUUCAUCUGACGAAACCUCUUGUGAAGAUGGAUCCACUGGUGAGGAACCAGAAUAUGACGACUGCGACAAAGCCAAGAAUAAACAACUGCCAGAUAUAGAGCAAGUGAAACUGGAGAGUUGCGGCCUUGGUGAUCACCCCAAUUCCAGCAAGAAACGUUCUCGAGCAGCCUUCACUCACGCGCAGGUUUAUGAGCUGGAGAGACGCUUUAAUUUGCAGCGGUACCUCUCUGGUCCAGAACGAGCAGACCUGGCCGGAGCUCUUAAACUAACAGAAACCCAGGUGAAGAUCUGGUUCCAGAACAGGAGAUACAAAACUAAACGACGCCAAAUGGCAGCUGAAUUCGCAGCAAGUUCCCCGCCAGCAAUGGCCAAAAAAGUCGCGGUAAAAGUACUGGUGAGGAACGACCAGAAGCAAUACAGAACCGAGGAGUUAUCCAGUUCACCUGUCAUUCCACUGUAUCAAGCCUAUCAAUAUUAUCCAUACAUGUACUGCUUUCAGCCUUGGUUGUCAAACGGGGCGUUAUGCGGAGGAAUGUAUUAACCUUGAAAAAAACUCUGAGCCACAGUAAAAUCCCCUCAAUGCCUCCCAUUUUUUUUUAUAAUUAUGCAAUUAACUUGGGGGGGGGGGGUCUGCUUAAAGUCUUCAAAUUAUGCCUAUGGAGCAUUGUGAUGUUGAAAGAACAUUUCUCAGUUUAGCAGGAACGUUUUUAUUCGAUAAAUUUACUUGUAUGAAGGGCUCAUGAGGGUAGCAUUCGUACUGAUUUUCGCUUGACCUCAGGUCUUUUAAAUGAGUAAUUACUUGAUUGUCAAGUCCGUCCACCUGUUUCAAGUGUUGAUCCGGCGAAAGUCAGGAAGUUUAUUUUAAAACUUGUAAGAUUUUAGUCGAGGACAAGGAUUCAGCGUCAAUGAAAAAUCAACGCGUUUCAUGUGAAUAAUAUGUAAAGAAUUAGCAACAUGUAUAGAAUUUCAUGAUACGAAUUCGCACAUGGAUGUGCAAAGCGUUGUAAUGCACAAUAUAAAAUCAAGUGUUUGCAUUAAAUUUUUCCACAAUCGCAAGGAAGGUUUACUCCCAAAAGAAACCUGCAAUGCGCUUCAAUUUAGUAUUACAUUAGGUCAGUGAUUUUGAGUAUUAUUUUUAUGCAUAUUUUCACUUUGAAUGUUGUGAUUAUUUGGUUGCGAGGGGAAAUAAUGUUUGUAGGUGUCUGCAAAAAUUAAUACAUCGUCAAUAAACAAUAUAAAUACAA
Molecule: messenger RNA, 1767 nt
Organism: Paramormyrops kingsleyae
Lineage: Eukaryota; Metazoa; Chordata; Actinopteri; Osteoglossiformes; Mormyridae
Gene: nkx3.3
Product: NK3 homeobox 3
Biological process (GO): cell differentiation; regulation of transcription by RNA polymerase II
Cellular component (GO): nucleus
Molecular function (GO): DNA-binding transcription factor activity, RNA polymerase II-specific; RNA polymerase II cis-regulatory region sequence-specific DNA binding
Source: RefSeq, a predicted model, not a curated record